This is a messenger RNA of Arachis ipaensis, 1025 nucleotides long. NCBI's taxonomy places the organism in Eukaryota, Viridiplantae, Streptophyta, Magnoliopsida, Fabales, Fabaceae. The record is from RefSeq and is a predicted model, not a curated record.
GUGGGAAGACGCGUGAGGAAGGAGAAGCCUUCGCCGUCAUGCCUUGUGCUGCCAGCUUCGUCGCACCUCAUCAUCAUCAUCGCUGCCGGACCUCCGUGUCGCACCGGCGCCGCGAGUUGCUAUCGAGCCACCACAAGCAGGACCCGAUGCGAAGAGAGAGAGAGAGACAGAACGACGUGAGGAGAGAGAGAAGGCAUUGCGGGGUGGUUUCUGCCGCCGCUACUUUCUCCGCCAUUGCCAUUUGUGGAGCUCGCUGCCGCCGGAGUCACGAGCUAAGUGGGGGAGGAGGCCAUCUUCGCUGUGUUGUUGCAGUCCCCGUGCUGCUACUGCUAUGCUUCAUUUUCUUGUUUUUCUUAAUUACUGAUUAAGCCGCUGCAGCUGUAGGCUGUGAUGGUUGAUGCUCUUUAAGAAUCGUUGCUGCUGGGGUGACUGGAAUCGCUACUGCUACUUCUAACGUUACUACCGUUGCUGUUGACUUGCCCCAAUUCAAGUUCAGCGUCACUGCCCUAGGUCUAGCCUUUCUCCCGACUCUGUUUCACUUUUAUACUCUGAAUUGCCUUGGUCUCGUUUAUCUGUUUGUUAUGGUUUUAAUUCCAUUUUAGUUUCGGUGUUGCCUCAAAUUUUCAGAGUUGUUUCUGUGUUUGAUUCCAUCAAAUUCAAUGUUGCUGCGAGUGUAAUCAGAGUUGGUGAUGCUGCCAUCAUCCCAGUUGUGUUGGAAUCGCCACUGCUGUUGUGAGUUUAGGCUAAGUGGGACUGCUGUGUUAAAUUAUGCGACUGCGACAUCGAGGUAGGGCGCUUUUCUUAAACUUGUUUUACUUUCCAUAGUUGUUAUAAAUCGAUAUUAACGCGUAAAAUAUAUUUUUGUGAUUUCGUGAGUCUUAUGAAUUGAAUUGAGUUAUUUUAGAUGAAUGAGAUUAUUAGUUCGAUUGAUUGAUUGAUCGAUUGAGAAAGUUGAAUAUUCUGAUUAGUUGACUGAUGUUGUUAUAGUGGUUUUCCUUGAAUUAUUGGAAGAAAUUUAAUAUUGG